Messenger RNA from Aedes aegypti (yellow fever mosquito), 1464 nucleotides. RefSeq names its product mucin-5AC-like. Bases 56 to 988 code for a protein of 310 amino acids. Lineage: Eukaryota; Metazoa; Arthropoda; Insecta; Diptera; Culicidae. The transcript has 9 exons. The record is from RefSeq and is a predicted model, not a curated record.
CUUUUCGUCUAUCGUAAUGCAAAGUGCCUAGUGCCCGAUAGUUCCGAGUGUGAAAAUGAAAGUGCCGAUCCUACUUGUGCUGUCAAUAGCCAUUCUGACCGAAAAUGGUUGCUUCGGUCAGCAGCGAACAACGCCGCAUUCCGGGCAGCGGACAACGCCGCAUUCCGGGCAGCGAACGACGCCGCAACCCACCAGAACUACAACUCGUCCGAGAACAACUCUGGGAGUUCGUGGCGCACCGGCACAGUCGGGCAAAUUGGUCAACGCCAGUCCGGUUCGGCAAACGACACCAGCUCGGGUACAGUCUGCUAACAUUAUCAAACCGCAACCAGUUAACCCAUUUGCGAGGCCUCUGAUGACCACGCGGACAACACCGAGAUCAAACGGAAAAGUCACAACAACUUUGCGUUCGCCAACGGCGACUAGGACUACAACUAGAAUCACAACCAGAACCACACAGAAGAAUUCGAAACUUGUAGACGGACGAGGAACAACGCCGAAGAUAACUACCAGAACAACAACGAAGAUGGCUACCAGGACAACACCACGCCAGGCAACAACAACCAAAAAGGAAUUAUACAGCGCGGCGACUCCAUACCAAGCCAUAACCCCGUCAUGGUGGAUCCCGAAUGCAAACAUCAUAAUGAGGAGCCUACCACUACCAGACUACGGAUCCAGUGCCAACGACUCGUCCUUACAGCAAGCCUUUAGUUACAUCGAUCUAUCGGAAAGUGACGACUCGCCGAAAAAUCGUACGUCAUACGCUCUCAACAUCAGCUCACCGAAGGCGCUCGACAAUGGCACUACGAUAGAAGCGAUUGCUGGUACAACCCUGGCAAUUGAAGAAACCAGUACUACUAGCUCAGCGGCACCUCCUACGAAACAAGUCAAACGGAUAAGGAAGACUUCCCCGGCAACGACGGAACCGACACCGACACGGGUCCUGAAGCGCAGGAAGAUUACAACUACGGCGAAACCGACGGCUUAGGUCCGAAUCGUAAAUGGUGUCAUGAACUUUGAAAUUUCUCAAAUAAAUAGAAAAUUUCAUACUGCAACUAUUUUACCCAAACUACUGUCAACUACUGAGUCGCCUAUUUCUUCUAUCAGCGUGUAGAAGAUCACGCUUUGCGUAUGAUGUAAUUUUCAAAGUCAUGUGAAUUUCGUUGAAAAUGUUAUUCUUAUUUGGUUUACAUGGGAGUCGCACGAAUAAGCUCGCAAUUAAUAUAUACAGUCAUUCAGUGGCGUAGCAAGGGUUUUUGGGGCCCGGUGAGGAGUUCUAUUUUGGGGCCCUCAAAAUUAAAGUGAACGUCAUCUAAAUGUAAGACGCUAAUGUGAAAAUGACUGUCGAAAUAAACAUUGACCAAAUAGCUUUUGUAGAACUAUGACUCAAGUGAUGAAACUUAUGUUGAUAUGUUGUUGUAGUAGCUUAAGGUGAAACAGUUUGGAAUCAACUUCUAAGAUUGC